Drosophila suzukii is the source of this 3571-nucleotide messenger RNA. The record is from RefSeq and is a predicted model, not a curated record. NCBI's taxonomy places the organism in Eukaryota, Metazoa, Arthropoda, Insecta, Diptera, Drosophilidae.
UCCAUCUACCCUAGGAACCUUUGUCAGAAGAGUUAACUACCUUUUGCGUCUGUAUCCUACAACCCAUGAUCGACAGACAAGCGUUAUAUUUGGAGCAAUUGAACUUCAAAUCACCGGUGAUGCCCAGAGGAUUCUGCAAGUUCUACAAGUCAACAACUGGCCAGAUCUUAGAGCAGCCCUAAUCGACGAGUACAAAACGCAAACACCUGUGGAGGAACUAUUAUGGCGAUUAUACAAUACUAAUUUUCAAGCGAUAGACUGGGGAUCGAUAAGAAACUGUGUUGGGAAACGGAAACACCCGGCAAACCGAGCUCACAUGCGGCCGCAAGGGCGGAAGCUCGUUCUCAUUCCCGAAUGGCAGCAAAGGCGACCAGACCUAGGAGCGGACUUCAACCCGGAGUGGUACAGCGACACGAGCGUCGGCACGCCGGAUCCAAGGAGAGCAACCGCAACUUGUCGACAGCAGCUAAAGACGCUUCUUGCAGUAGAGCAGCAGGGGCCCCGACGUCGCAGCGAAGGUGACGCCCAUUCACAACAGCCACAGUCAAAUUUUAAAUCCAAUUCACCGUCAGUUGAAGCAGAAUUAAGUGGACAGUUGAAUAUCUUUAAGGAAAGCAGGAGGGUCUCCCUGGGCGACUCCACAUUAAAAAAUACGCAUACGGACAAAAUAUUGGGAAGCGGCGGAAAACUCAACAAGGAUCCCCGAGAAGGAGAAGAAUCAGGACAACAAAUUCGGUGUCGGAACCCGAAGUGCGACCAGUGGGCAUCGCCAGGCGAUGCCAAGAAGCUAUACAAGUCAUGCCAUAAUUGUUCCCAUUUAUACUGUUCGCGUGAGUGUCGACGAACCCAUUGGGAAAGGCAUCGCAAGGAGUGCCUCCACUCGCGUGCCUCCAACCUGUGUCGCCAGGUGCUAGCUACUUGCAAAGACGACCUGGACUCGCAGUGCCAUCUCAGCCUGCUAGCACGCAAAGGAUGCCUGUCGCAGGGACGGGGCGUCGUGCGGGUUCUAUUUCGGAGUGUUGAGAUGGCAGAGGGGUUCUUCAGAAAUGGGUUCCAAUGUAUGGGCGAGGCUUCGUACGUGCGCUGGCCGGACCUUAUGCCAGCCGAGAUGGGCCUGGAAAUGUACUCAGAGCUACUUAAGCUCAUCACAAUGUACAAGCCAGAGUCCAAGAUGCUUAUAUACGUAGCCAUUUGCGUGGUGUCGGAGGCGCCGGGCAUGGGUCAGACGCCGGUGCGCUGGGAACGACAACUGGUGAGUCGUUGUGCCAAACUAAAGCUCUGCAAGAAAGUUUUGACCGAGUUGGAACAGGAGCUUGCGCUUGGGCUCCAGCAACCGCUGGCAGUGGUGGCCAAGCCAGAACGAACUGAAAUUGUCAUUCUAACCUUCAACACCGGGCAGGGCUUCUUGAACCGCAACCGGGAGUUGAUCCUUUCCAACAUUCUGGACAUUUUGUCCAGACGCGGAGUCAUGCUGCGCAGGCACUACCCAGAAAUUUUUCAGCGCCUGCAAGCAUACAUCUGGGGGCGGAGCGAUAAAUUCAACCCAGUAACGUUGCAUCCCCGAGAUUCGCAGACCGGCCAAAGCUUUGUCUGCAUUAUCAUGCCGAUGCAAACAAAAAGUCAAUUCAUUAAUUUUCCCUCAGUGGCGGACGGUGGCAAUCGAGUGACUACCAUCGAUGUGUGCUCUCCUGCGGCUUUCGCCCAGCUAAACGAUGAUGAGCUACUUAAGACAAUAUCCAAGAACAGUUGAUUAAAUGCAAAAGAAAAUCAAUUGCAGUAGUAGCAAAGAACUUAAAAAGGAAAGGAGCGGCAGUGCCAAAGCUUUUCACGCCAAGCUUUUCAGCGACUCCUUGAAAUGUGGCAUAGAAAGUACCACAAGACACAUAAGACACAUUCUCUCUAAUAAUAGUAAUAUUUCUAGUUAAAAAUUACUAAAAUUAUUAACAUUUUUCUUUUGAACGGUAUAAUUAAUUAAUCAACGUCGCAAAGGAACGCUUUUCAAUAUAAAAAAGUCAAGAAAAAUUUUAAUUUUGGAAGAUAACCGAUUUUGGUUCUAAAAACAAAACACAAAUUUUUAGCUAAUUUAGCACAAUUAUGGGUAGAUUAUUUUAAAAACUCAGUAUCAUUUUGUCUUGUUUCCACUUAUUGCAGUGUUUACUAAGUGUAAAACACAUAAGACUCUAUUAUAGUUUGAUAUCCGCUUUGCCAAAUGUUCAUUUUUUUCCGUGUUUUUCAACCAUGAUGGCGGAAGAAUAAAAAUAAUAUUUUUAAGUAUUUGUAUAUUACAUUUUUAACACGUUUUCUGAAGAUUCUUCUUAAUAAUUGGAAAGUUCGAGAAGCGUCUGUUCACAAUUUUGUCUGCAUGAGGAAGGAAAAGUUAAAGCAACAUGGUUCUAGAAAUUGCAUCAAGACCAAUAUCCAUGGAAAUCCGCAACUAUUUUAUUUUUCAUACGAUGUUUUUUAUAAAUAUUUAUUAGUAAUUUUAAAGCAAAAGUAAAAACAAAAUUUAAAUGAGUUCUUCAUUUAAUUACUUUAUAAAAACUAAAACUUAUAAAAAAAAAACAAAACUGCUUAAAAUGAAUUUGUUUCAAAAUGUUGACCUUGAUUUCUAAGUAUUCUUCUGUAAAGCGUACUUCCUGUUUUAAACAAUCUUUUAAAUGAAUACCAAUUAUGUAUCAAAUGUAAUUUAAAAAUUGCACCACAAAUUGAGCCUUCAAAAAUGAAUGUAUAAUUAAGGGCCUAGCGGGAUGUAUGUAAAUUGUGGUAUACAUCUUAUUAUGUUGCGCGAUCUGUAGAACAAAUAUUUGUUUUUAAGGAUUUCGAACUUCUCCGAUAUAGUAACAAAAUUAAUAAAUGUAGUUCCGGAUAACAAUGUCGAUGUUUUGUCACUUAGAAUUACAUUCUUAAGAAACGCUUCUCUAUGACCUGUUGGAUUUUUAAAUAAAUUAGUAUACUUAAAUCGUUGUAUGUAUAAAUUUGGUUUGACUCACUUUAGUUCCACAAUAUAAUAAAAAGAAAGCUAGCUUAAGCCAUAUUAUGCAAUUAAAAGCAAAGGUUUAUUACGCAAACUGAUAAGUAUCAUAAUCACGAAAUCUUGGCCAUUUGCUUUAUCGAUAUUCUGUGUUAUUAUGUACACUCUAACAUACCAAAAAUACCACAGCUAGACGCUAGACAGAGCCGAAAAAAGUCAGUUGGACAUUAAAUCUCAAUCUGAUCUGUCGUCUCCUUUUAAUCGGAACACAACAUUUCUGGCGACAAGGAAAAAAGUGCCGCAAAAUUUCAUUUUGUGUAAUUCGUGUCGGUAGACUAAAACAACAGUAAUCGAACGCAAAAAGACAUACAAUGGCUAACAGCCAAGUUAAUUUUGAAACAUUAUUGGCUCAACAGCAAGAAUUUGCGCAGAAGUUCUUUCACAAAAAAGUGGUGUGAACUAAGCCAGAUCGGGAGAAUUAUCCGUGUGCCCGCCGUUUCCAAACUUUAACAAAGAAAAUCAAAAUUGGGAAACGUACCUCCAACACCUGCAAGCAGCAGAUAGGAAAACAAGAAAGGAAGUUAGCUUUGGCAAGUUGAA